Messenger RNA from Oldenlandia corymbosa var. corymbosa, 2025 nucleotides. The record is from the annotation of a GenBank genome assembly. Lineage: Eukaryota; Viridiplantae; Streptophyta; Magnoliopsida; Gentianales; Rubiaceae.
CUCUUAGCUGUUUCAAUUUUUCAAAAAAUGAAGCUUCCAUGUGUGAUCAGUGUGAACACACACGAGGUCCUGAUGAAUAAACUAUUAGAGGCGUGCUCCAUCGCCUCAAUUCCUACCCUUUUGAUUCAUCUAACCGACAUCAUAUUUACAAAAAUCCAUGCAAUCUCCCCAAUAAAAGACUAAAAAACAGAGCGAAAAAGACAACCUGAAAACGUUACUUUCAGAGAAGAGAAAUGAUGUUGUUUUCUUGUCCUUUAGGAUGCAAUUGAUGCAGCUUCUGGGAAGAUAGUUUCUCUAUCUUAAUCUGCAAGUUUGGACUUAUUAUAAUCCCAUUUCUCUUCUUAAAGGGGGUCUGAAAUCUGGGGUGCUACAAUUGCUCUUAGCUAGAACAGGGGGGGAAAAAGGAAGAAAAGAAAGAUGAUGAAUAUGGGAGAAAUGUGGGGAAGCUUAGGCUCAGCCAUGGCUGCCAUCAUGUUCAUUUACACCAUGUACCAAAACUACUUCCCCUAUGAGCUUCGCGGCCAGAUUAGAAGAUACACCCAGAAAUUCAAAAGGUAUUUCUACCCAUAUAUCCACAUCUCCUUCUCUGAAUAUCAAGGAGAUAGUUUCCAGCGAAGCAAAGCUUACAUGGCCAUCGAAAGAUACCUUGACAAGAAUUCUUCUAAUCAAGCCAGGCGACUCAAGGCCUCGGUUGCCCAAGACUCGGAAUCCAUUGUCCUGAGUAUGCAGGAUCAUGAAGAAGUCACUGAUGAGUUUCAGGGGAUUAAGCUUUGGUGGGCUUCAAACCAGGACAUGCCUAACCGGCAAUCCAUCUCUUUCUACCCCAGAGAAGAUGAGAAGAGGUAUUUCACCGUCUCCUUUCAUAAAAAGCACAGGGAAGUUAUAACCAAAACAUACUUAAAACAUGUUUUGGAUCAGGGGAAGGAGAUUACUGUAAAGGAGAGGCGUAGAAAGCUUUAUACUAACAACAAGAGUGAGAGCUGGGUUGGGUAUAGGAGGACCAUGUGGAGCCAUAUCACUUUUGAGCAUCCAGCAACAUUUGAUACUCUGGCUAUGGAACCCAAGAAGAAGCAGGAGAUUGUUGAUGAUUUGAUCAAUUUCAGUAAGGCUAAAGAUUAUUAUGCUAAAGUUGGUAAGGCCUGGAAACGGGGUUAUCUCCUUUAUGGUCCUCCUGGAACAGGGAAGUCCACCAUGAUCGCCGCCAUGGCUAAUCUCUUGAACUAUGAUGUUUAUGAUUUGGAGCUGACUUCAGUGAAGGAUAAUACAGAGCUGAGGAAGUUGCUGAUCGAUACAUCAAGCAAGUCCAUCAUUGUCAUUGAGGAUAUCGAUUGCUCUCUUGAUCUGACUGGCCAAAGGGAGAAGAAAAAGGAGAAAAGUGAUGAAAAAGAGAAGGAUGACAAGGAAUCAAUUGAGGAAAAGAUGAAGAAGAGAAUGGAGGAUAAAAAGAGCAGCGAAGUCACUCUUUCGGGACUCUUGAACUUUAUCGAUGGGCUAUGGUCAGCUUGUGGAGGAGAAAGGAUCAUUGUGUUCACAACCAAUUACGUGGAAAAGCUUGACCCUGCUCUCAUACGGCGGGGAAGGAUGGAUAAACAUAUUGAGCUAUCUUAUUGCGGAUUUGAAGCCUUCAAAGAGUUGGCGAAGAUUUAUUUGAAUAUUGAAUCACAUGACCUGUUUGGUACAGUUGGGAAAAUGCUGGAGGAAACCAAGAUCACGCCAGCCGAUGUUGCUGAAAAUAUGAUGCCCAAGUCUCCGAGAGAGGAUGCUGAAUAUUGUCUGGACAGAUUGGUUAAGGCCAUUGAGAAAGCCAAGGAAGAUGCAAGGUUGAAGGCAGAGGAAGAAGCAAAGGCUAAGAAGGAAGAGGAAGAAGCAAAGGCUAAAAAGGAAGAGGAAGAAGAGGAAGAAAAAAGAUUAAAGGCCGAGAAAGAGAAGCUAGAAAGUACUGGUGACAAUGAGGCAAAAAGCACAGAUGAAAACAAGACAGAGGAGGCUAAAGAAAAUGGAAGCAGCGGCCAUGGAGGAAUUUGA